Elaeis guineensis (African oil palm) is the source of this 544-nucleotide messenger RNA. RefSeq names its product ubiquitin-like protein 5. Gene Ontology annotation, molecular function: protein binding. Lineage: Eukaryota; Viridiplantae; Streptophyta; Magnoliopsida; Arecales; Arecaceae. The record is from RefSeq and is a predicted model, not a curated record. Gene Ontology annotation, biological process: protein modification process.
CCACACAGAGAGAGCAAGGGAGGGGCUAGGGCUAGGGUUUUGAGGUACAAUUGGAGGCGGCCGAUAGAAAGAGAGGGCGAGAGGAAGGGGAAUCGAAAGUUGAAGGUCAGCGAAGAUGAUCGAGGUGGUGCUGAACGAUCGGCUGGGGAAGAAGGUGCGGGUGAAGUGCAACGAGGACGACACGAUCGGCGAUCUCAAGAAGCUUGUGGCGGCGCAGACGGGGACGAGGGCCGACAAGAUCCGCAUCCAGAAGUGGUACAACAUCUACAAGGACAGCAUCACCCUCCGCGAUUACGAGAUCCACGACGGCAUGGGCCUCGAGCUCUACUACAACUAAUCUAAGGUUGGCUGGUUGAUCAGAAUACAGCAAUCAGAUAUGAAUAAAUGUACGUAGUUGAAUAAAUGAUAGAGCCAUGAUAUUGGUAAAAAUGACUGAUGGGUACUUGAGUGUGUAAACUCAAUCUGGAAAUAUAUUGCUCUGAAACAUAUGACUGAUAUCUAGUUUGUUUGUGGACAUGGAAGUGGAUGGUGGUGUUUCUGGACA